AUGAUAUUGUUUUUCGUUGAUUGCAUCUUUCGUUUACUAAUUCCUCCCAGCCUUUCAGAUCAACUAUGCAGAAGCUCCUCUCCCUCUCCAUCUAUCACAUUCAUCAUAUUUCAAGGGCGCGGUUUUUCUGUCAUUUUUCUGAGAAAAGUUUUUGUUCAUCUCUGUCAUCACCAUCGUUAUUUUCUGUAUAUUUGUUUCGUUUGUUUCCCAUAUCAUUGCAUCACACUAUGGGAGAGAGAGACUUUGACUGUUGAUCUAGGGCUGGAGGAAGAACAUGCACGAAGCAAAAACUGUUUCACCGAGACUUUGCUAAACGGGAGCGAUUUAUGCCACUCGUUGUGA
Molecule: messenger RNA, 342 nt
Organism: Kuraishia capsulata CBS 1993
Lineage: Eukaryota; Fungi; Ascomycota; Pichiomycetes; Pichiales; Pichiaceae
Exons: 1
Coding region: 1-342 (113 amino acids)
Source: RefSeq, a predicted model, not a curated record